AACUAAAGCGGUAGACUUUAUUUUUAAGUAACUAAUAAAAUGAAUAGUAAAACAAAUCUGUUUGGAUUUAUAGUGAUAUUGGCAAUUGCCCUGGUUUCAAGUGAUUUGAUUGAGAUUGUGAAUAAAUCUACGAAUCAAUUCGAACGCAUCGUCGGAGGCCACUACAUUCCAAUUGAAAACACUCCCUAUCAAGUGUCAUUGGUUAUACUUAAACCCAAACUUAAAAAGCUUGAACUAUGUGGAGGUUCAAUAAUUCAUGAAAAAUUCGUAUUAACUGCGCUACAUUGUUUUAUGGGAGUGAAUUCACUUGAUCAAAUUAUAUUGCGGGCUGGUUCAGCCAUACUCGACCAAGGUGGUAUUACUGUUUCUAUAAAUCGUAUAAUAAAACAUUCAAAAUACGAUGCCGCGCUGCUGGAACUUAAGAAUCCAUUGAUCUUUGCUGAAAACAUCAAACCAAUUCAAUUACCGUCUGUUGGCGAACAGAUUCCUGAAAAUCAGACUUGCUACAGCUCCGGUUGGGGAUACAUUAAAGAAAAUGAACACGUGAAAAUUCUAAAUGGUAGACGUUUGGCAGCUGUUUCACUGCAGAUAAUUGGCCAUUCGAUGUGUCAGAGACUUUAUCACAAUGAACUUAAAUAUCACGAAAUUUGCGCGGGUCGGAUGUUUGGCGGUGUGGAUGCUUGUACUGCAGACAGUGGUGGACCGCUUGCAUGUCCACCUUUAAAUAAUCAAAAACUGUUUGGCAUCAUUGCCCAUGGAAAGGGAUGCGCACGUCCAAAAUCGCCAGGAGUUUAUGUAAAUGUAGUGGCAAUUCGAAAUUGGAUUUUGCAAUCCGCAGGCGUAUGAAAUGAAACAAAUUAUUAUUUAUGAUCAAAUUAAAUCAAGCUAUACGUUCUGUUACGUUCAUUCAAGUGGAAUUUAUCAAUUGAAAUUAUCCAACUUUUUUGUGCGUGUUUCAAUGCUGUCAAUCUACACCUCGCUAUUCAGAUGUAUUCAAUCAAUUAGGAAACAUUAAAUUACAGUGAUUAGCUUUCAGAGAAGUACAGACGAUCGCAA
Contarinia nasturtii (swede midge) is the source of this 1056-nucleotide messenger RNA. RefSeq names its product trypsin-7-like. Lineage: Eukaryota; Metazoa; Arthropoda; Insecta; Diptera; Cecidomyiidae. Gene Ontology annotation, biological process: proteolysis. Gene Ontology annotation, molecular function: serine-type endopeptidase activity. The record is from RefSeq and is a predicted model, not a curated record. The transcript has 3 exons. Bases 40 to 846 code for a protein of 268 amino acids.